AGAAAUCAAUACAAAUGAAGAUGGCGGCUCCCACUGCUGUGACAUGCAGACAGUAGGGUCGCUUUCUAACAGGGACAGAGUCAAGUUUCCUGUUUGUGAAUAACAGUGGUCCAGGUGGAUUAUGGACGUGUUAUAAAUCAGACAUAACUAGGAGAGGAGUCCGCCAUGUUGGCAGCAGCAGCCUCCAGAGGGAAGGUCAGGUCCCUGUUCUCUUUGAGCAGGAGACUGUCCAGCAGCCAGUCUGGCUCACCGGACGAAACCCAGCACCCUCUCCCGGACAGCGAGCCUGAGCAGAAGUUGAGACCCAGAAAGGACCCCAGUGGCUGCUCCGUCUUCCUCUUUCCCGGCCAGGGGAGCCAGUUCAUGGGCAUGGGAAGUGGACUUUUGAAAUACCCCAAUGUGAAAGAGAUGUUCACGGUGGCUCAGAAGAUCCUCGGGUACGACCUGCUGUCUCUGUGCCUGGAGGGACCCGAGGAGGAGCUGAUGAAGACGGUCCACUGUCAGCCGGCGGUGUUCGUCACAUCACUGGCUGCGAUGGAGAGGCUCAACCAGGAGAACCCAAAGGCCAUUGAAACCUGUGUCGGUGCUGCAGGUUUCAGCGUUGGAGAAUUUGCAGCCCUUGUUUUUUCUGGUGCCAUGAACUUUGCAGAAGCUUUGUAUGUAGUAAAAGUGCGAGCAGAGGCCAUGCAGAAAGCCUCUGAGCUGGUUCCCAGUGGGAUGCUCUCAGUCAUCGGGAGACCCCAGGCUCAGUACAAAAACGCCUGUCUCCAGGCUAAAGAGCACUGCAAGAGCCUGGGCAUGGAGGAGCCGGUCUGCUCUGUGGCUAACUAUCUAUUCCCUGAUGGCAGGGUCAUUGCAGGACACCAGCAGGCUUUGGAUUUCCUCCAGAAAAACUCAAGACGCCUCCAGUUCAUGAGGACCAAACCUCUUCCUGUGAGCGGGGCGUUUCACACUGAGCUGAUGCAGACAGCUACUGAACCUCUCAGAGAGGUGCUCCGACAGGUGGAGAUCUGUCGCCCAGAGAUCAACGUGUACUCCAACGUGGACGGCAAACGCUACAUGAGCGAGAGCCACAUGCGCAGGCAGCUGGUGAAGCAGUUGGUGUCGCCGGUGAAGUGGGAGCAGACUCUGCACGAGAUCUUCGAGAGGGCGCAGGGGACCAAGUUCCCUCACACCUACGAGCUGGGCCCGGGGAGGCAGCUCGGUGCCACGCUGCAGAAGUGUAACAGGAAGGCCUAUACAAAUUACACACAUGUGGAAGCCACCACCCAUGAGGACUGAGAUGUUUACUCUGUGAUGUGGUGGAGAAAUGGGCCAUUGAGCUUGUUUUAAAGUGGACAAUAUAUGUUAAACCUGGAAGCUCCUGUGGUUGCUUCUUACCAUAAAUAAAUUCUUAUUUUUUAUGAAUGA
Notolabrus celidotus (New Zealand spotty) is the source of this 1410-nucleotide messenger RNA. It is a transcript of the gene mcat, whose product is annotated as malonyl CoA:ACP acyltransferase (mitochondrial). Gene Ontology annotation, molecular function: transferase activity. The record is from RefSeq and is a predicted model, not a curated record. The transcript is spliced from 5 exons. Lineage: Eukaryota; Metazoa; Chordata; Actinopteri; Labriformes; Labridae. Bases 166 to 1281 code for a protein of 371 amino acids.